AUGUCUCUAUCAAAGCUUUUGAUGGCGGUUUGUCUUGCAGCUGCACAUGCCAAACCACUAUCCCCGUCCAAGGUCUCUCGUCGCCAGAAUCCUUCGCCAUCCAACUAUCCUCUCGAGGAUGCCUGCGGUAAUGAAUGGAAAUACCUCAAUUUUGAUCCUAACAAUGACGGAGAUAGGGCUCGUCUAGAGCUACUCCACGAUGUACUUUGCUCCGGUGAGCUUCGUGGCAUUUCGUCUUGGGGCGCGUUUGCUGCUAGCGAGAGGCAAACGUCCGAGAACGUUGUCUACGACGUAUUUUUUGACACAGAAGACGAUUCACCCUCAAAAGUCAACGACGUCUUGAUUACCAUUGCGGGGGCAGAUACUGUGGGCAUCAUGGCAGGGUCAAAGGUUGGCGAUAUGAUCAUUGAUAACAAAGACUUUGGCGGAAGCACUGGUAAUAGUUGCAACAACGAGGGGACUCUGGCCUAUACAGUGGUUGACCAAGACGGUGAUGAGAGAGAAAAGAUCCAUUUCUGCGACAUCGCCUACGAGAAAAAGGUCCACGCAGCUGAUAUUGAUUGCGGCAGCCUUGACAAGUACCCCAGCACCAAGAUGGACACCUUUUCUCGCGUUGCACUCCAUGAGACUCUGCACUAUUCCACGAUCGGACCCAAGUCGACACUAGGUGAACAGAUCGUCGACCAAUUGAACGAAGAUGACAAACCUGCAUACGAUCCAGAACGUGCCCACGGUCUUAACGACCCAAAACAAGAUAAUCAGCCAGGCAAAUCGGAGAUCAAUGCUGAUAACUACGCAUGGAUGUCACUUGACGCUAUUAUAAGCAGUCGGUGCAUUGAAACAACAGACAGGGAGCCGUGGCACAAAUUCUUCACUGCGAGCCCCCCAAAAUACUCUUAA
This is a messenger RNA of Fusarium poae, 900 nucleotides long. RefSeq lists its product as uncharacterized. The record is from RefSeq and is a predicted model, not a curated record. Lineage: Eukaryota; Fungi; Ascomycota; Sordariomycetes; Hypocreales; Nectriaceae. The transcript is spliced from 2 exons. Gene Ontology annotation, molecular function: metallopeptidase activity. The coding region runs from base 1 to 900 and encodes 299 amino acids.